GUUUCCAUCUUGACGUUAGUUUAAUUGUUGGUGGAAUGAAUUUCUGUUCAUUAACUUUUAAUACAUUUCUCAGUUAUUACAAAUGCACUUAUAACAACGUUAUCCUUUAUGAAACUUUUCCAAUAUCAAAUGACCUUGUGAUAAAUGAAGAUACAUUCUCAUUAUUUAUCAUGUUUUGAAGACAAAGAAAAUGCUAUAGAAAACAGAUAUAUAAUACCAUUUCUAUAAAGUUAUGAUUGCAUUCCAGUGCAAUAUAUGCUUUGUGAUUAUUACCAAAAGUUCCAUGCAUUUCUGACUAGAGUGUCUACAAAACGAAUUUAUGUGCAAGUUAAACAUGGAUAAAUUGAGAAAAGAGUUCUGAGAUAAAGGUAACACUGGACAGAAAUACAGUGAUUGAAAUAUUGGCAAGGCAUAACCUAUAAGAAUAAAAUAAAGAAAUAUAUGUGUGUGUAUAUAUAUAUUUAUCAUCAUCAUCAUUAUUAUUUAUAUAUAUAUAUUGAUUUGAAAAGAAAAAUUAUGGAAAAAAGCGAGAAACUUGCCGAAUUGAUUUUACCUGAAGACAUAAUAAAAGAGAGAAGUAAAUUAUCCUAUGACUGUAAUAUCUGUGAAAAGACAUUCUCUCUAAAAGGUAACUUGACUAAACACAAACGUAUUCAUACGGGAGAGAAGCCAUAUCAUUGUGAUAUCUGUGGUAAAUCUUUCUCUGGAAGUACUGCCCUGACAAUACAUAUACGUAUUCAUACAGGAGAGAAGCCAUAUAACUGUAAUAUCUGUGACAAAUCAUUUUCUCAAAAUAUUGACUUAAAUAAGCACAUUCGUAUUCAUACUGGGGAGAAGCCAUAUCACUGUGAUAUCUGUGGUAAAUCAUUCUCUCAAAGUGCUGUCUUAAUUACACACAAACGUGUUCAUACGGGAGAGAAGCCAUAUCACUGUGAUAUCUGUGGGAAAUCAUUCUCUCGAAGUUAUCACUUGACUUCUCACAGACGUAUUCAUUCAGGGGAGAAGCCAUAUAGCUGUGAUAUCUGUAGUAAAUCAUUCUCUGAAAGUAGUGUUUUAACCAAACACAAGCGUAUUCAUACAGCAGAGAAGCCAUAUCAUUGUGAUAUCUGUGAUAAAUCAUUCUCUGUAAGUAGUUACUUGAGUAAACAUAAGCAUAUUCAUACAGGAGAGAAGCCAUUUCACUGUGAUAUCUGUGGUAAAUCUUUCUCUGCAAACAGUGAUUUAACUAGGCACAAAGUUAUUCAUACAGGAGAGAAGCCAUAUCAUUGUGAUAUCUGUGGUAAAUCAUUCUCUGUAAGUAGUUACUUAGUUGAGCACAAAAGUUUUCAUACAGGGGAGAGGCAAUAUCUCUGUGAUAUCUGUGGUAAAUCAUUCUCCAAAUUUGGUACAUUAACUAGGCACAUUCGUAGUCAUACAGGAGAGAAGCCAUUUCAUUGUAAUAUUUGUGGUAAAUCAUUCUCUGGGAGUAGCGACUUUACUAAACACAAACGUAUUCAUUCAGGAGAAAAGCCAUUUCACUGUGAUAUUUGUGAUAAAUCAUUCUCACAAAGUUAUAACUUGACUUCUCACAAACGUAUUCAUACAGGAGAGAAGCCACAUCACUGUGAUAUCUGUGGUAAAUCAUUCUCUGCAAGUAGUAACUUAAUUUCUCACAAACGUAUCCAUACAGGUGAAAAGCCAUAUGUUUGUGAUAUCUGUAGUAAAUCAUUCUCUCAAAGUAGUGACUUAACUAAACACAAACGUAUUCAUACAGGAGAGAAGUCAUAUCACUGUGACAUUUGUGGUAAAUCUUUCUCUGAAACUCAUAAUACUGCCCUGACAAUACAUAUACGUAUUCAUACAGGAGAGAAACCAUAUCACUGUAAUGUCUGUGACAAAUCAUUUUCUCAAAAUAUUGACUUAAAUAAGCACAUUCGUAUUCAUACUGGGGAGAAGCCAUAUCACUGUGAUAUCUGUGGUAAAUCAUUCUCUCAAAGUGCUGUCUUAAUUACACACAAACGUGUUCAUACGGGAGAGAAGCCAUAUCACUGUGAUGACUGUGGUAAAUUAUUCUCUCGAAGUUAUCACUUGACUUCUCACAAACGUAUUCAUUCAGGGGAGAAGCCAUAUAGCUGUGAUAUCUGUAGUAAAUCAUUCUCUGAAAGUAGUGUUUUAACCAAACACAAACGCAUUCAUACUGUAAAAAAGCCAUAUCAGUGUGAUAUCUGUGGUAAAUCAUUCUCUGUAAGUAGUUACUUGAGUAAACACAAGCAUAUUCAUACAGGAGAGAAGCCAUUUCACUGUGAUAUCUGUGGUAAAUCUUUCUCUGCAAACAGUGAUUUAACUAGGCACAAAGUUAUUCAUACAGGUGAGAAGCCAUUUCAAUGUGAUGUCUGUGGCAAAUCAUUCUCACAAAGUUAUAACUUAACUUCUCACAAACAUAUUCAUACAGGUGACAAGCCACAUCACUGUGAUAUCUGUGGUAAAUCAUUCUCUGCAAGUAGUAACUUAAUUUCUCACAAACGUAUCCAUACAGGUGAAAAGCCGUAUGUCUGUGAUAUCUGUAGUAAAUCAUUCUCUGUAAGUAGUGCUUUAACUUUACACAAACGCAUUCAUACAGGAGAGAAGCCAUAUCAUUGUGAUAUCUGUGGUAAAUCUUUCUCUGAAAGUCGUAAGUUAAAUAAACACAUAUCUACUCAUGUAUAAGGGUAACCGUGUGCCUUUUAGCCAUGCCAAUAACAAAUCCACUCAAUAUGUCUCCCAUUUUUUAGGUUGUUUGAGAUUUACUGAUGCCAACCCCUUUUUAUUUACUUCUUACAGUAUGCCAGGACAUGAUUUACUCUCAAAAUUUCUUUUACAAAAAGUAAGAAUAAAGACAUCUAUAACUACAAAUGUUUUUAGAUAAGAAAGGAGUUUGAUAACAGCCUCCCAACACUAUAUUUUAUAUCACUACAACCAUGUAUACAUUGGUGAGAUAACAUACCAAUGUAGUAUUUUUAAUAAAAGUAAUUUCUUCUAGA
Messenger RNA from Octopus bimaculoides (California two-spot octopus), 2999 nucleotides. RefSeq lists its product as uncharacterized. The record is from RefSeq and is a predicted model, not a curated record. NCBI's taxonomy places the organism in Eukaryota, Metazoa, Mollusca, Cephalopoda, Octopoda, Octopodidae.